AAACUUUAUCGCGGGUCGGCCAUCUUCCUCGGAUCCUUGUCAAUCGCCCUGCCGCUCGCCGGAAUUCUUCUUGCUUUCCUUCUGAAGCUCAAGCAGCAGACAUGUCCAGACCACGCGUCUUCUUCGACAUCACCGCCAGCGGCAAGUCGAUGGGCCGCAUCGUGAUGGAGCUGCGUGACGACGUGGUUCCAAAAACUGCUGAGAACUUCCGGGCGCUGUGCACCGGCGAGAAAGGUUUCGGCUACAAGGGCAGCACCUUCCACCGCAUCAUCCCUCAGUUCAUGUGCCAGGGCGGCGACUUCACCAACCACAACGGAACCGGAGGCAAGUCCAUCUAUGGCAACAAGUUUGCCGACGAGAACUUCAGCCUGACCCACACGGGCCCCGGCAUCCUGUCCAUGGCCAACGCCGGCCCCAACACCAACGGCUCGCAGUUCUUCAUCUGCACCGCCAAAACGCAAUGGCUGGACGGGAAGCACGUGGUGUUCGGCAGCGUGGUGGAGGGUCUGGAUGUGGUCACCGCCAUGGAGAAGCUUGGCAGCCAAUCGGGCAAAACCUCCCAGAAGGUCGCCAUCGCCGACUGCGGCCAGCUCUGAGCCGCCCCCCCGGCGCCGCCCCGUCAUUCAACAUUCCUACUGAUGGAACCCCCCCCCCCCUGAUUUCUGUUUUUUUACGUUUCCAAACUUGUUGCUGCAUUUGUGACUUUGCUGUGAAAGUUUCUUUUGCAUUAACUUGGACGUCUGACGGUUUUCUUUACACCUGAAAGAAUAAAACAUUCAAACAUUGCCUUGACAA
Molecule: messenger RNA, 795 nt
Organism: Doryrhamphus excisus (bluestripe pipefish)
Lineage: Eukaryota; Metazoa; Chordata; Actinopteri; Syngnathiformes; Syngnathidae
Gene: ppiaa
Product: peptidylprolyl isomerase Aa (cyclophilin A)
Biological process (GO): protein peptidyl-prolyl isomerization; protein folding
Cellular component (GO): cytoplasm
Molecular function (GO): cyclosporin A binding; peptidyl-prolyl cis-trans isomerase activity
Source: RefSeq, a predicted model, not a curated record